Messenger RNA from Heterocephalus glaber (naked mole-rat), 5114 nucleotides. RefSeq names its product solute carrier family 9 member A8 (gene Slc9a8). Gene Ontology annotation, cellular component: membrane. The record is from RefSeq and is a predicted model, not a curated record. NCBI's taxonomy places the organism in Eukaryota, Metazoa, Chordata, Mammalia, Rodentia, Bathyergidae. Gene Ontology annotation, molecular function: sodium:proton antiporter activity; potassium:proton antiporter activity. Gene Ontology annotation, biological process: potassium ion transmembrane transport; proton transmembrane transport; regulation of intracellular pH.
GCCAGCGACGGAGAAGACCGGACCCUCUUGCGAGGAGGCUUACUCUGCACGGCGCCCAGAAAGUCCCACAGCUGUCCUCCCACGCACCUCCUCCUACCCUUGGGCCAUUGAGACGACAGGACAGAGGGUCGUCCCGUCGUGGCCGAGGCCCCGCCUUCACUCGCCGGCCCGCUCGCGCCUCCAGCGGAAGCCGGAAGCGACGUGGGCCGUGCUAUCCCUAGGGCUCAGAACUCGGUGGUCUUGGAGGCGUCGCAGGAUUGGGGAGAAGAUGGCGGAAGAGGAGUUCUCCAAUACAACUCUGGAGAGUUUCAAUGUCACCCUCCACACUACCUUGGGUGUCACGACAAAACUGGUGCUCCCAACCCCUGCCAAGCCCAUCCUCCCUGUGCAGACGGGGCAGCAGGCUCAGCAGGAGGAGCAGUCCAGCGGCAUGACCAUUUUCUUCAGCCUCCUCGUCCUAGCUAUCUGCAUCAUAUUGGUGCAUUUGCUUAUCCGAUACCGACUGCAUUUCUUGCCAGAGAGCGUUGCUGUUGUUUCUCUAGGUAUUCUCAUGGGAGCUGUUAUAAAAAUUAUAGAGUUUAAAAAACUGGCAAAUUGGAAGGAAGAAGAAAUGUUUCGUCCAAAUAUGUUUUUCCUCCUCUUGCUUCCACCUAUUAUCUUUGAGUCCGGAUAUUCUUUGCACAAGGGUAACUUCUUUCAGAAUAUUGGUUCUAUCACGUUGUUUGCCGUGUUUGGUACUGCAAUCUCCGCUUUUGUAGUAGGUGGUGGAAUUUAUUUUCUGGGCCAGGCUGAUGUAAUCUCUAAACUCAACAUGACAGACAGUUUCGCCUUUGGCUCCCUAAUAUCUGCUGUUGACCCAGUGGCCACUAUCGCUAUUUUCAAUGCGCUGCACGUGGACCCUGUGCUCAACAUGCUGGUCUUUGGAGAAAGUAUUCUCAACGAUGCAGUCUCCAUUGUCCUGACCAACACAGCUGAAGGUUUAACAAGAAAAAAUAUGUCGGAUGUCAGUGGGUGGCAAACAUUUUUACAAGCCCUUGGCUACUUCCUCAAAAUGUUCUUUGGCUCCUCAGCACUUGGCACUCUGACUGGCUUAAUUUCUGCAUUAGUGUUAAAGCACAUUGACUUGAGGAAAACCCCUUCCUUGGAGUUUGGCAUGAUGAUCAUUUUUGCCUAUCUGCCAUAUGGGCUUGCAGAAGGAAUCUCUCUCUCAGGCAUCAUGGCCAUCCUUUUCUCAGGCAUCGUGAUGUCGCACUACACGCACCACAACCUCUCCCCAGUCACCCAGAUCCUCAUGCAGCAAACCCUCCGGACCGUGGCCUUCUUGUGCGAAACAUGUGUGUUUGCAUUUCUUGGCCUGUCUAUUUUUAGUUUCCCUCACAAGCUUGAAAUUUCCUUUGUCAUCUGGUGCAUAGUGCUCGUGCUGUUUGGCCGAGCAGUCAACAUUUUCCCUCUUUCCUACCUCCUGAAUUUCUUCCGGGAUCAUAAGAUCACACCAAAGAUGAUGUUCAUCAUGUGGUUCAGUGGCCUGCGGGGUGCCAUUCCCUAUGCCCUGAGCCUGCACCUGGACCUGGAGCCCAUGGAGAAGCGACAGCUCAUUGGCACCACCACGAUCGUCAUUGUGCUCUUCACCAUCCUGCUGCUGGGUGGCAGCACCAUGCCCCUCAUCCGCCUCAUGGACAUUGAGGAUGCCAAGGCCCGCCGCAGGAGCAAGAAGGACGUGAACCUCAGCAAGACCGAGAAGAUGGGCAACACCAUCGAGUCUGAGCACUUGUCGGAGCUCACUGAGGAGGAGUACGAAGCCCACUACAUCCGGAGGCAGGACCUCAAGGGCUUCAUGUGGCUGGAUGCCAAGUACCUGAACCCCUUCUUCACUCGGAGGCUCACGCAGGAGAAAAGCCCUGCUGCAGUUGGCCGGCCAGCGCUGACACUGCUUGUGCUGUUCCCAUACACGUGCACGUGUGGACAAACACAAACACACGAGCAGCUUCCCCUCUUCCUCCGCCCUGACCCUGACGCUGACCACUGGCGGGGCUCUCUGUCUCUUGCCCCAGGACCUCCACCAUGGCCGAAUCCAGAUGAAAAGCCUGACCAACAAGUGGUACGAGGAGGUGCGCCAGGGCCCGUCGGGCUCGGAGGACGACGAGCAGGAGCUGUUCUGACGGAGGAGCAGGCGCCGUGGCUUCGGGGAGUGAAGGCCGCAGUGUUCCAGCCUUUGGUGCCAGCUGGCUUUGGAAAUGCACGUCGCCCCCUCCUCCCUGCCAGACCUCUGCUCUGCUGUUACUUCCUGGCCCCUGGAGUGAGCGACUGUCCCAGCCACACGCUCCGCUCCCCGCUGCUUCUGCAGCCAGGCAGAGCCACCUGCUGGAGGAGGCUGAUGGGGAGCCCGAGGGAGUGAGGUGUGCCACUCCCAGGCCCUGCUGGCAUCGUGACCCAAGGAGCAGCUGCCAUCUGCCUGAGUCACCAGGUGCCUCCGGUCACCGCUGUACUUCUGACCCUCGUGGCUCACGCUCCUGGUGUUUGCUCCCCUCCUUGAGAAAGAAACUGACUAUUUUUCUUUACCUCUCAGUGGCCCUGCAUAGCCUGUCUCCACGGCGGGCAGCUGCUGCCCUGGGCUACUGUGAAUGUUUACACUCGUGCCCAUCUCCAGGCACCCUGCUCUGAGCCGGUUGGAAGCUGCGCUCUGCAGCAGGCUUCCCUUGGGCUCGGAGCACCCUCUAGAGGGAGAAGGAAGAAAUGCAGGGAGUUUGCGGUCGGCGCUGCUGUCUGGACAGCUCUGGUUCAUGCACUUUCCAAGUGUGAGAGCCUGGCAGCUGCUGCUGCACCCCCGUCUCCCUCAAUGUGCCCAGCUCCCUGCACUGCUGUUCCCAUCGUUCAGUCGGAGCCUCUUCUCCCAGGCUCUGCAGCAUCUGCCUGCCCUUUACCAGCGCCCACCUUUACUGCUCUUUGUUCAUCCAUCCUUUCCCUUCUCCCAGUUCCCUACCAUCUUGGGUCCCAGCUCCCCUCCAGUAGCCGUGAGUCAGUGCGGGGACUCCCGUGGGUGCAUGCGACCGCACAUGCGCGCCCUGGCUCACCUGCCCUUUCCAUAACUUCUUGCCUUUGUCCGGACGAGGGCUGUUGACAGCCUCUUCACACGGCUCUGGGUGGGGACCUGCAAGGCCCAGGGCUGGUAGCAGGGCUGUUGGAAGCACUGACCUCCCACGGGCUAGGAUUCACACCCCGCCUGGCCCUUCAUCUUGCCCGGCACCAGAAGUUAUCAGUGAGGGCCACCAAGCAGGAGCACUUGAGACAGCUGAAAUGUCAUUGUCUCACCGUAUCUCUCACCUUAAUCCCAGAGUUUGAGUCAUCCCAUUGCCUUGCAUAAAUUUGGCCUUCACCACUUUCUUUCCAUGGAAAAAGGAAGUCAGAAGGAACAAGGGGACUUUUGCCCAUACCUGGGGUGCAGCAGGAUUCUGAGAGCAAGCAUAUUGUUCUCUGACCCCAGCUCAAAUAAUUUAUUUCUCUCUUGAAAUGAAUCUGCCAGGUGUGCUGGCGCAUACCUGUAAUCCCAGCACUGGGGAAGCUGAGGCAGGGAGAUUGCCAUGAAUUCGAGACCAGCCUGCCUGAACUACACAUUGAGCCCCUGUCUCAAAAAAAAAAAACAAAAGAAACUUGAGGUCUGAUCUCAGGUGAUACAGGUUGCUUUGCAAGCUCAAUAGCUUGCCAAGAUUUCUGUUUUUUCUUUUAAAUGGUAAAUUCAAUCUGGGCAUUGUGGUGCACUUGUCUAAUACCUGGGAGGCCGAUGCAGGAGGAUUGCAAGUUCAAAAUCAGCCAGGCCACUUCAGGAACUUAGUAAGACCCUGCUGAAAAAAAAAAAAAAUUUUAAGGCCAGGGAUAUAGCUUAGUGCAAAGCCUCUGGGUUCAAUCCCCAAUACCUUUUGUUAAAAAAAAAAAGUUUGUGGCUUAAGCAACAAAAAGUCAGGGUCUCAGUUCAGACUAUAGCAGGUCUCCAGGUCCAAAAACCUAGGCCACAUCACACCUGGCCCCCAGUUUUGCUGAGACGUGAAAGCAACACAGGGCUGUGGGGAGGGGCAGGGACCUUUCCCUGAAGGACCCCGGGGACCCCUUGCAGCCCGGCUCUCCCUUGAGCCCCCCAUGCCCCCUGCUGGCCAAGUGGGCCUCUGGAAACAACCCCAUGAGGGUGAGCUCUCGCCUCACUUUCACAGCAAGCAGAGGCCCUGGAGGUGGAUUUUUUCACAAAUCUGGAUGGGAACGGCAGACAGUGCUGCUGUCUCCCUUUACUGCGCCUCCAGGAUCCAGGCGUGCCUUGCCCCCCUGGUGGUCAGGUUGGGGCAUGGGAACCAAAUCAUAACCUGCUGUUCCUGACACUGCAGUCAGAACCGUGAAGUUCUGCCAGGGCCCCACUCCCCAGAGCCCCAGGCAGGGUUUUAAAUGAAAGCUCCAGCCGAGUGUGGUGGUGAGCACCUGUGAUCCCAGCACUCUAGGAGGCCGAGGCAGGAGGAUUGCCAUGAGUUCGAGGCCAGAUUGAGCUGCAGUGAAACUGUGAAGGGCCAGGGAUUUAGCUCAGUGGUUUCACCGCCUGCUGCGCAAGCGCAAGGAUCCGAAUUCGAUCCUCGGUACCAAAAAUAAAUAAAUGAAAAUUCCAGGCGGAACUGCAAGCUCUCAGAAAAUAAGGACUCAACUCCCCUGCCCUUUCAUCUGUCAUUUCUCAAACAAAUGCAGUGAGUGGUUCGUGGGCUGGAAAGCAAGGAGGAGCCCCUGUCCGUCCGUCCCACCCCCCCGCCAGCUUCCCUCCUUCCCCAGAACCCCAGGAGGAGCUGGGCCCUUCCUUGCCCUCCGUCCUCGGCCUGCCCUCUGGGAGCUCGGCCGGCAGAGGGCCCGGGGCUGCUGCUGGCCGAGAGGGUGCAGCGGUGGCCCGAAGACCAGAGCAGUGGCGCAGGAAGGGACGGUCGGGAGGCCCAGCUUGUAUUCCCUCGCUUAAGUGCGGGGUUUUGUCCUUAGGACCUUUGGGAGGCCAGGCUCUGGCAGAGCCCCCGCUUGUCUCAGUUGGACUUCAAAAUGGAUGGAAGUCCUGUCACUGGAUAAUUGUUUUGGAAAUAAAAACCCGGGAAAUCCGA